Molecule: messenger RNA, 2331 nt
Organism: Odontomachus brunneus
Lineage: Eukaryota; Metazoa; Arthropoda; Insecta; Hymenoptera; Formicidae
Gene: Paip2
Product: polyadenylate-binding protein-interacting protein 2
Exons: 4
Coding region: 269-733 (154 amino acids)
Biological process (GO): negative regulation of translational initiation
Cellular component (GO): cytoplasm
Molecular function (GO): mRNA regulatory element binding translation repressor activity
Source: RefSeq, a predicted model, not a curated record
GCACAUUAUUUACCAACGUCGCAGCCGCGCGCUGCCCGGCUCCGGACGCCGGUGGCAGCACUGUGCGAGCGCUAAUUUGCGUUGAACGACACGUAUUUCGGCCGCCGUGAACUGCGUAAAUUGCAUUUCACACGACGCGACGACGAGGACGACGCUGCCACCGCCACCAUCGCCGAGCAUUACGACGACCACAGCAACGGAGCACGGGGAAGCCGAAUCGAUCAGAAAAGGUAAUUCACUGAUAUCAACGCCGUUCAAUAUACUGGCUAUGAAAAUGAAGAUUCCGAAUAACGGGUCCGGAAAUGGCUAUUACGGUCACGACACGGGUAUCAUUUCUUAUGUGGAAAAUAACAUCGAUACUGAAGCCGAGGUACAAGCGACAGGCGACGGGGAUUUCUCCGAGUACCUAUGGAUGGAGAACGAAGAAGAGUUCGACAAACAGGUGCUCCAACAAUUGGAAGAGGAAGAACUGAUGGAGGAGUGUCUAGAGGCGAUGUUGGAAGAAGAGAGGCAACAUGAAAGGAAUAUAAAUUCGACCGCGUGGUCCACAGCUACGGGCACCUCCGACAAUAACACAGCUGAACUCUGUCAACAACUCAGCGGUCUGAAAAUGCAGGAUGAUCUUGCUAAGCAGAGCACGCUAAAUCCAGACGCAGCUGAAUUUAUUCCAGCGAUCAAAUCGACGGCGGUAAGUACAUCGUCAGAAGCCGUCGAGUCAACGUCGAAAAUUUAACUUUACCCGCCUACGUUUAAGUCAUGUAAAGUCGGGCUAUACGUAAUGGCUAGAGAGAGUCUACUAUUUCCAAUCGGACAAUUGUAUUAAGUGAAUCGUGUGUAGAAGUUCAAUGACUGUGACUGUACGUACAAAGAUGUUGUAAAGUACGCGCGAGUUGGAAUGUUGUGCUAUAGAUGCACCUCAGUCCGGAACUUAAUAUCAGUUACGGGGUGAAAAAUAUUGUGCUACCGAAAUUUUUAUAGACAAGAAAAAUAUCACGCGAUAUUGAGGGAUUAUUAUAUAUAUGUGUGUUUCUUGCCGUAAUAACGAACCAUCAUGUAUACAAAUCACUCGUUAAAGGAAAUUUGCAAUUUAUACAUCUCUUGUUCAAUGAUGUUUUUUUUCGCGGAGAACAGGUUUUCACUGAAGUAAAUGCUUAUAGCAUUUCUGUUUUCUAACUUGCAUAAGUAGUUAUAAAUUACAAUGUUGUAUAUUGGUCGAAAUGAGCAGCAGUUCACGUUGAAAUGAACUGAGAGAAUGUGUACUAGAUCCUUUAUGGAUUUUAAGUAAGUUUGUAGAAUCAAGGCAAUUAUAUAUAUAUACGCGCGCGCGCACACACACACACACACAUACAUACAUACACAUACACACACACAUUAUCUUGUAAAUUAUGUUUAUAUCUUAUGUAUGUAUAUCUCGAUCAGAUCUUAUCAUGCUAAAGAUUAUGUACUCUUUUUAUCUUUUACUCUUUAUCAAGCUGUAAAAUUUUCACAUUUGACUUUUAUGGCUUGAUACGCAUUAUGUCUAAUGAAAACUUUCCUCUAGAGAGUUCCUUUUGUAAUACUUAUAAUAGAAGAUGAUGUUUGCAGAAUUGUUAGCAGGACAUGUUACACUAUGAUCGCGAAAUAUUGUAAGAAUUAUGUAUCGAAGACAGCAUAUUGUUUUAUAAGGAAUAUUUUUUCUCAGAUAGGUGAAUCGCAAUAUCAAUUGCAAGCAUAUGUAGUCAGAGAAAGGAAGAGUUAUUAUUUGUACAAAUGUAUCGUUUUAUCCAGGAAUUUUAUAGCGAAAUCUCGAAUAUUGCGAAGUCCCGAAAAGUACUAAUCUCAAAAUUUGAAAAAUAAGACAAUGAAGACUACGAAAAUUAUAAUUCUGAAUUUAGCGUAUAGAAGACAAUAUAUGAAAGCCUCAUGUGAGAAAAUUUUAUUCUACACUUUUGGACUUAGUUUUUCAUGAGAAAUUUUUCCUUUUCGAUGAUACUAUUACGUUUUUUUAGCCGUUGUCGUAUUUUUUUAAUUUUUAGAUACUUCUCGGGACUUGGCGCGCAUUCACUAACAAUUCGUUUAAAACAUAUACGAAAAACAUUAUCGAGUCCUGCUUCAGCAUUCGUUCAACAAACUUAAAGAUCUCAAGUGAAAGUCUUACUUAGGCUGUGAGGGACUCUUUUUACUACUCUUUUUAGUGAAACUGAGAAUCAGCACAUUGCUUACUUAUUUUUUUAAACCGAUUUGCAUGAAAUAAUGUUUCAAAAUUUAGGAGACUAUAGAUCAUAGAAUGUAACCUCGAUGAAACAUAAUGGAAAUAGAGUAAAUGGUGAAUGUACUUCAAAUUAGCUUGAA